GCCCCCAGCGGCCGAGGAAAGAGGCAGCGGCCACCCCGCUGCCCUCGAGUCCUCGCCCGCGCCCUCCUGACGGGACGCCUAAGAAGAAGGGAGGCCUGGAGGGAACAUGCCCCUGCCCUGGGGCCUCACGCUCCCGCUGCUGCUCCCCUGGGUGACAGGUGGAUUAGGGAACGCGGCCAGUCCAAGGGAUCUUGGGUUGUUGACGUCAGCCCGCCAGCCUGGGGUCUGUCACUAUGGAACCAUCCUGGCCUGCUGCUACGGCUGGAGAAAGAACAGCAAGGGAGUCUGUGAAGCUACAUGCAAACCUGGAUGCAAGUUUGGUGAAUGCGUGGGACCAAACAAAUGCAGAUGCUUUCCAGGAUACACUGGGAAAAUGUGCAGUCAAGACGUGAAUGAGUGUGGAGCGAAGCCCCGGCCGUGCCAACACAGAUGCGUGAACACCCACGGCAGCUUCAAGUGCUUUUGUCUCAGUGGCCACAUGCUCAUGCCAGAUGCCACAUGUGCCGACGCUAGGACAUGUGCCAUGACAAACUGCCAGUACAGCUGUGAAGACACAGAGGAAGGGCCACGGUGUCUGUGUCCAUCCCCGGGACUCCAUUUGGCUCCAAAUGGGAGACUCUGUCUAGAUAUUGACGAAUGCAUCUCUGGUAAAGCUGUGUGUCCCUAUAAUCGAAGAUGUGUGAACACAUUUGGAAGUUACUACUGCAAAUGUCACGUUGGUUUUGAACUGCAAUAUAUCAGUGGCCGAUAUGACUGUGUAGAUAUAAAUGAAUGUGCUGUGAAUACCCAUAUGUGCAGCCUCCACGCCAAUUGCCUCAAUACCCAAGGAUCCUUCAAGUGUAAAUGUAAGCAGGGAUAUAAAGGCCCCGGGCUGCAGUGUUCUGCCAUUCCUGAAAAUUCUGUAAAGGAAGUCCUCAGAGCACCUGGUACCAUCAAAGACAGACUCAAGAAGUUGCUUGCUCACAAAAACAGCAUUAAAAAGAAGGUAAAAAUGAAAAAUGUCACCCCAGAACCUGCUGGGACUCCCACCCCUGAGGUUAACUUGCAGCCCUUCAACUAUGAAGAGAACGUUUCCCGAGAGGAGAAUUCUCCUGGGGAGAAGGGGAACGAGGAGCGAAUGAAAGAGGAGCAGCGGCGAAGCCUUCGGGGGGAUGUGUUCUCCCCUAAGGUGAAUGAAGCCAGGGAACUGGGUCUGGUUUUGGUCCAAGGAAAAGCACCACCUUCCACACUGGAACACAGAGAUUUAAAUAUCUCAGUUGACUGCAGCUUUGAUCAUGGGAUCUGUGACUGGAAACAGGAUAGAGAAGAUGAUUUUGACUGGACUCCUGCUGAUCGAGUUAAUGCUGUUGGCUAUUAUAUGGCAGUUCCAGCCUGGGUAGGUCACAAGAAAGACCUUGGCGGACUGAAACUUCUCCUCCCUGACCUGCAGCCCCAAAGCAACUUCUGUUUGCUCUUUGAUUACCGGCUGGCUGGAGACAAGGUUGGCAAACUUCGAGUGUUUCUGAAAAACAGUAACGAUGCCCUGGCAUGGGAGGAGACAAGAAGUGAGGAUGAAAGAUGGAAGACAGGGAAAAUUCAGUUGUAUCAAGGAACUGAUACUAUCAAAAGUAUCAUUUUUGAAGCUGAACGUGGCAAGGGCCAAACCGGAGAAAUUGCAGUGGACGGAGUCUUCCUUGUUUCGGGCUUAUGUCCAGAUGGCCUUUUAUCUAUGGACAAUUGAAUGUUAUUAUCUUUACAUUUGGCUUUUUAUGUCAGUUCCUUGUUUUUUGAUAUUGCAUCAUAGGAGCCCCCCUUCCAUUUUAGAAAUACAAGCUGAAAAUUGUACCAGCAGAAAUAUUAUUGUAAGAUGCCUUUCUUUUAUCAGUUCAUCUUUCUUCCCCAGUAUAUCUGAUUUGUCUGCAUGAAUUGAUGAACUUCUCUAUGUAAGUAACAUUUCUAGAAUAACAAAAACAAGCACAGAAAAACAUUUAACUGUGUGACUUCUAUGACCAUUCUUGGAAGCUAUAACAUCAAAGAUAGACUUUCACUUAAGUGCCUUAGCCUGAUGUGUCAUAGCUAAGCUUGUGUAUUUAAAUUCUUUGUAAUAAUAAUAUCCAAAUAAUUGCUAAUUGCCUUGUGUUCUGGUUUAAUUCCUAAGUAAGAAAAUAUGUUUACAUCUGUGUACGAUACUAUGUUUACUUCUGUGUAGGAUUAUUUCUUUUUCUGAAAAAUGUAGUUUUUAUCCUUUUCUCUGUGAAAAUACUUCACAUUCUUAUAAAUUCUUAAAAGUACUUUCUAUUAUGGGGCCUUGUAGCUGGAACACAGAUGAGCACAUUGUUAAACUCAAGGCCUCAAAGAACUACUUAAAACCAAAUUACCAGGUGAAGGACUCAGAGAAAGACUGAUGCCUUAUAUUCGAUGUAUCCUUUUUUUUCAAAUUCAAAAAGACCUUUGUAUGGGAAUCCUGAGUGUAUUCCUGGGGGUAAAAUUAUAUUCUGCUUAAGAUUCUGAGUCAGAAACAGGUCCAAGACAACUCCUAAACAGAAGGUUACCCAGAUAUUUGCUCCUUAAAGUAAUCAGGUAUUGAGCCGUGGGAGGAUGGAAAGAGAGAAGGUGGUCCUCUUACUAACAUUUGAAAUUGAUAGCCUCAUUCUUGAGGGGAUGUUUUAAAUGUCAAAACCCAUAUAAUCCUUCUUCAACAAUGUUCUCUUUAAUAAAACUAGUAUCUACAAUAUUUUAAGAUGGGAGGGCCACAUUGUUUUCCUCUAGUGUGAGAGAAUUUUGGCAGACAAAGUCUAUACAGGACUGUAAAUGUAUCUGUUUGGAAAACUGCUAGUUAUAGAAAUCACCCAAAUAGUGUUCCUGGUGACACCAAAUGAAGAAAUGC
This is a messenger RNA of Nycticebus coucang (slow loris), 2866 nucleotides long. It is a transcript of the gene EGFL6, whose product is annotated as EGF like domain multiple 6. The coding region runs from base 107 to 1720 and encodes 537 amino acids. The record is from RefSeq and is a predicted model, not a curated record. Gene Ontology annotation, cellular component: membrane. Gene Ontology annotation, molecular function: calcium ion binding. NCBI's taxonomy places the organism in Eukaryota, Metazoa, Chordata, Mammalia, Primates, Lorisidae. The transcript is spliced from 12 exons.